Molecule: messenger RNA, 4352 nt
Organism: Beta vulgaris subsp. vulgaris (sugar beet)
Lineage: Eukaryota; Viridiplantae; Streptophyta; Magnoliopsida; Caryophyllales; Amaranthaceae
Cellular component (GO): cytoplasm; nucleus
Molecular function (GO): RNA endonuclease activity; sequence-specific DNA binding; RNA binding
Source: RefSeq, a predicted model, not a curated record
CAAAUUUAUGUUUUCCCAAUGUAAAGAUGUUAUUGGAUGGACUAUUUUUCUUUGAUCACUGAAGUCAAGGGGGAAACAAGUAUUAUUCAACAUGCUUAUGGAUUUAAAUAAUGAACUUGGGUUAUAUAAAUGCAAAUUAUUAUAGAUAUGAAACACUGAGAACAUGUAUACUCAGUGUAUUUAAAAGUUUUGCUCUAUGUGCUUGCAGAUUUUGGAUUCAAAAAUUGUUUUGUAUAAUGAGAAGAGAGAAAAAGUGGUCAAAGCAAGCCUUGAUAUCACUAUGAACAGUAAAAUGAUUUUCCAGGUGCACAGAAUUGGCAAACAUAACAAAGAUGAAGUAUUAGAGAAAGCAGAGAAGGAUCUACAAGCUGUGAGGGACCAACAUGUCUCUCGAAUUGUGAAAGAAUUGAACGGGAAUGACUUUUGGAAGCUGAGGCGUGCAUACUCACCUGGGGUACAAGAAUAUGUUGAGGCUGCAACAUUCUGCAAAUUCUACCGAGCUGGAACUCUUCUGAAUCUUGAUGAAAUGAAUGCGACUUUCUUACAUCUGUCUAUUGAGCCUCUGCAGAUUAAUAUACUUGACUACCUUUUGGGGAGUUUCUUCAUGUGAAAGCAUGAAAAUGGGCUGCUUUCGUGAGGACUAAAAUGAGAAAUUAUGUGACUGGGAACACAGUUGAAAAGACCUUUCGAGCUGGAGUUUCGGUAUGUUUUUUGAAAUGAUGCAAUUGAGUUUUAUGGCUGUUUUUUCGAACCUCUUCACCCUUAAUCUUGGGGUUGGGAGAGUUGGUUGGUUCCGUUGUCAUGUGGUUAAGACAUUUAUGGUUUUCUUACAAUUAAGUCAAGUUCAAUUUGAUUAUAUUCAUUGUAAUGUUUAGCUAACAGUCCUCUUCCGUAUGAAUUGUUAGACAUUUAUGGCAUUAUUGAUGUUAUUUUAGAGGGAACAUUAACAAAAGAAUGUAUAUGCCAGUGUGUGUGUAAUGUGUAUGAGUGGAUUGUAGUACAAACUUGGUGACUACUUUUUAUGUGAAAAUUAGAAGAGAAAUAGAAUAAAGCAAAUCGAUGGCAAGACGGAUUUCUACAAUAAAAACCUUCAUAGGCCUAAUAGGUUGUAAUACAGACUAGUACAAUUGUAGAAAACAGGAACAACGAAAGAUGUUGGAACUUAGACACUUUCUGGAACUCAAUUUAUUAUCUCAUGCAAUAAUUGCUACUUCAGCUAAACACCUUCAAUAUACAAAUGUGCCAUUCUAUUUAUAGUAGUGUAGGUGGAAUUAAAUUCUUCUUAGUUCUAGCUACUAACUCCUAAAAUAGGGACAUGCAUGAUAGUAGUUCAUAUUGAGACUCCACAAACUAGUUAGUUAACAUAAUCAAACACAGGACACCUAAAAGAACUCCACCAAUUAUAGCAAUUACAUAGUUUAAAUGAAUGAACUGAACUACCUAAAUGCACUAUUAGAUAUGAUAACUAACAACUAGUGGUGUUGUUGUUGUUGUAUGCUUGCUGCUGUACAACAACAACAACAAAUUUUUUUAUAAAAAAAAUACUUCAAGUGCUCCGGUUGUUAGGAAAAAAACUGGAGCACUUGAUUCUUAAGUGCUCCGGUUAUCUCUUAUCAACCGGGGCACUUAAAGAAUUUGAACAUAUAAAAUUCACAAGUGCUCCGGUUUUUAAGACAACCGGAGCACUUGUAAAUCUAAGUGCUCCGGUUUUCCGGAGCACUUGAUAAAUACUCAAUUGCUCGUAUGAGGUCUGCUACGGGUCAAAUACGGAGCACUUGUAUGGUUUUUAACCGGAGCACUUGAUAUUUUGUUCACUAGUUUUUAUUUGCUUUCAAAAAAAACAAAAAAAAAAAUCCAAAAAAAUACAAAAAUAUGAUGCUCAUGACUGGUUUGAUUGCCUCCUUGUGCCCCAUGCUGUAUUUGGAUUGAAAAAUGAUUUGACUUUGUUUUCUGGAUAGCUGGACAUUUCUGAUUGUGAGGCUAUGAUGUGAUGUUUGAUUGUUAUGACUCUGAGCAGAUUAUGAUUAUUAUACACUGCAUUUGGCUGCAUGCCUGAAAUGGUUAGACUGUGAGGCUUAUCUCUUGCCAAUUGGAUUCAUGUCAUUAUCCAGUCUGUUUCUUGUGUGUUAGUUCCUCAUUAGCUGACUGAUCUUGACUUUGACAACGUCCUUAUUGAUAUCUGAUGCCUUGUAGCAAUUAUUAUGAUAGAGGCGUUCUUUUGUCUGAUUCCCGAGCCUUAGAGUGAUUUUUUUAUAUACUUUUAUCCUCCUCAUCCUUGUUGAACCUAAUGACUACUUCAUGUUACUAAACCUCAUUACAUGACCAUGGCCCUUAUUCUGACGAUAUUAUUCCCAAGCCUAGCUUCGGGGAGCAUUUGUAUAAGUUAGUUUCUGAGAUGGUUAUUAUGAGUUACUUGGGAUGGAGAUGAUUGUAUUUUGUAUGGUUCGAAGUUUGAGAAAAAGAAAAGAUAAAUUGUUGGAUUGAAAAAAUGCAAAGAAAAAGAAAAAAAAAGAUUAAAAAAGUUCAAAGUUCCUUCUUUCACAUUGCUUGCAAAGAAAAAUCCCUUACAUUGCUUCAAGAAUGGGUUUCCUUGAAGAUUUUAUUGAUUCAUAGAGUUGGGAUAUUGUUAUUGCUUUUGUGUUUUGGGUGAUGCAUAGGACUCACUUGACCUUGUUUUAGUGACUUUUGCUCCCCCAUUCUUGGUUUUCCACCAUAUUUCCUAUACAUAUUCCAUACCCUUACCUAAGCCCCUUACAACCCUAAAAAACUCCUCUUGAAAUUUUGUUUACAUUGUUUAUUAGAUUGAUGUGGAGUCAAUUUGUCAAAGUUAAAGAGUAUGUCUGCUAAUCGAGUCGACUUAACUAGGAUUAGCGAUAUCAUACCUUCUUAAACCUAUGAGAGUGUGAGGGAUAUUUAUAGGUCGGGUCGGUGAGUAUUCGGGCACUUUAUUUGCCUGCUACAAGAUUGCGAGGAGUAACACCUUGGUGAGCACCCUUUCAAGAUGUGCAUGUCAUGUAAGGCAAUUAAGUUUGACAAUUUGCUUGGGUGAUUGGUAGUUAGAUUAAUCUAAACAGCUGAACUUAAAUUUUUCCUGUUUGAAUGGUUCUUAGUCAUGAAAAUAUUUUGAACUGUGAUUUUCCAAUCUGAGGGGUGAGGCAAUUAUUUUCAUGUUCAUGUCUUGUUUACUUGACGACAAGCAAAUGUUUAACUUGGGGGAAUUUGAUAUGUCAUAAUUAUAUAUAGUUUUUAGAUGUAUUUUGAUUGCAUUUAGAACUCUUUUUAGAGAAUUUAUGUGCAUAAUGUCAUGAAUUACGUAAGUUGUGCUCUACUACUCUCCGUUUGUGUGUUUCGAUGAAUUUCAAGUUAUUUUGAUGCUAAUUGAUUAUGAUUAUCUAAGAUCAAGCCUAUUAAUCAUUGAGGAUGAAGAUACCUUGCACAAGAAUCACAAUGCAUCCGUUUGAGACAAUUUCGAGUUAGAAUGAAGCAAAUAAUUAGUGAAAGAAGUGCCAAAACUGACACUUAUUCACUAUUUGGAUCAUAAUUUUGAUAUAAAAUUUAUAAUCAAGAAAUUUCAAUUGGGUUGGAAGCUAGACUUCAUGGCCUUUCCAAUGAUAGGUCACACACCCCAAACAGACUUCUGGUUUGAGAGAUACAGCCUUCGCCAGUUGACACAAAAUCGUAGUUUUCCCGCUCGGUCGACUGGGCGGUUUAGCCCGACCGGGCAAGACGAGAACUCCUUCAGCAUACAAGCCAAACAGCCCGGUUGACCGGGCAAAAAAGCGGCCAAAUUUGUUUACGCGUCCGACCAGGCGGCCUUGCCCGGUUGACCGGGCAAAAAUUGUUCAUUUGCUCGUAAGUUCAAGACAACGUCACCCGACUUGGCGGUUUUUCGAAAACAUUAAGUUUUGCCUUUUUUAGCCGGUUUUGUGAAAACUAUAAAUAGGUUUUUGUAUUUUUAGUAGGGCAUCCAUUAUUCUGCGUUUUUAGGUUUAAACACUUAGUUUUCUCUAUCUACUUUGGUAUUAACUCUUUGCUUUGAAGAUUAUAAAGAUCAUUGAUUUCAUUUUUAUUGUUCUUCAACCAUUCGAUAUUCCUCUUUACUUUGUUUAGUUUGAUGAAUUUUUCUACUUGCAUUAUGUUUAUUGAGUUUAUUAUUAUCAUGAGUGAAUAGUCUUUUCUAGGGCUUAGUGAGGGAAGCCACGUUUAUACCUAUUUGAUUGUGGUUUAAAGUUCUUUGAUAUUUCGAUUGAACUAGAGUAAUUCCUAUUGAUUUUCUAUGCUUGUUUAUGUAAUAGCCCUAAUUUUAAGAGCAAUUAUUAAAUGUUGAUUAUACUUAUUAAGUUAAUUAUGUU